GAGUGGGGCGUCUACUAUCAUAAUCCGUAAUAUCUUAUUAAUAAAACGUUUUCUAUUAUCUGUAGAAAGUUCAUUAAUUCGCAACUAUAUUUCUAGUUAUUAUUAAAAUACUACAUGAACAUUUCGUGCGACAAACCUGCAUUUAUCAUUAAUUAUUUGGCUUAUUGCUGGUUUUGUAUUGGAUAGGUUAGUUAUUAUCCAAAAAAAUGACUACAGUGAAAUGUCAGGGUGGCAUUGAUAUUUUGAGGUUGCCUGUUAAUAAAGAAGAACAUGUUUUUCCACCAUGGUUUAUGAAAUAUACACAAUCACAUAUAUUGCAUUCCAAAUGUUCAAUAACUGGACAAGAAGAUCAGGGAUGCAAAGAUGAUAAGGAUAUUUGCCAGUUUUGCUCAUACAGUCGAGCUCUUGAAAUGCCACACAUGCCAGAUAUGGUUUUUCCAAACAAUAUUCUCCAUUUAAAACACAAGAAUGGUGCAACAUUAGAUUUUGUAGCUCUUGAUGCCUUGAAAAGAGUAUCCAACGGAAAAAUCAAUGUUCAGCUUGCUUGUGCUGAAGCUUGGCGUGAAUCCAGAGUGGAUCAGGAAGAAUAUUUAAAAGAGACAAUAAAACCUUUUGAUUGGACAUUUACGACUGACUAUAUGGGUACAAUGUCAGGAUUUGAAGUGGAAGAGACUGAUGAACGUAUUGAUAUGGAAAAGCUAAAACGUAAAGAUAAAAUAUUAUUUUACACUGAUUUGACUUUAUUUGAAGAUGAACUACAUGAUAAUGGAAUUGCAUCACUAUCAGUAAAAAUGAGAGUGAUGCCUGGAACGUUUUACAUACUCUUACGAUACUUUUUAAGAAUAGACAAUGUUAUGUUAAGAGUAAAUGAUACCAGAAUAUAUCAUGAAUUUGGACAUAAUUAUUUGUUACGUGAAUAUACUUCCAGAGAAGCCAAAGUUGAGGAAAUAAAUGUAUCCCCAUCCUUAUUCGUACUACCAAAUGAGAUUGCUCCUCACCUGCCAUUGGUUAGAAGUUAUUAUCACAAAUUGAAAAUGUCUGCAUGUCCUGAACCUAUUGCAGCACCUACACUUAAUUUAGCAACUAAAAGUGAAGCUGCUGCAACAUCCUCUGAACGCAAAGAUUGUGCUAAAGAAACUGCAAAUAAAGAUAAUGCUACAGAAAUUACACAAAACAAAUAAAAAAUAAAUAAGAAUGUAUGUUAUGUGAAUCUAUAAGUAUGCUCCAUAUAAAACCUUGGAUUAUUUUUAAGGCAAAAAAUUGUAAAUUUUGUAAUCAACGGUAGAAUGGAUUUUGAAUUUGCAGGAUAGAUUUUAUGGAUAUACUUUAAAAAAUGCAGAUUCAUUUUACGUGAAAAAACUUUUUA
Messenger RNA from Phymastichus coffea, 1366 nucleotides. RefSeq names its product TIP41-like protein. The record is from RefSeq and is a predicted model, not a curated record. Gene Ontology annotation, cellular component: cytosol. The coding region runs from base 207 to 1181 and encodes 324 amino acids. NCBI's taxonomy places the organism in Eukaryota, Metazoa, Arthropoda, Insecta, Hymenoptera, Eulophidae. Gene Ontology annotation, biological process: TOR signaling. The transcript has 6 exons.